Porites lobata is the source of this 17522-nucleotide messenger RNA. NCBI's taxonomy places the organism in Eukaryota, Metazoa, Cnidaria, Anthozoa, Scleractinia, Poritidae. The record is from the annotation of a GenBank genome assembly.
AUGACUGGCUAUCUUAUUUGCAUUUUUUCAAGAAAAGACGAGUCCUCAGGGGGACCCUAUCGGAUACAGGCAGUCGCUACAGACCAUAAAGAGUGUUCCAAAAUUGGCAGUGAUAUCCUGAACUCAAACGGUUCGGCCGUAGACGCAGCCAUUGCCGCUACUUUCUGUCUGGGAGUUACAAACAUGCACUCUUCUGGAGUUGGUGGCGGUGGUGUGAUGUUGGUUUAUAUUCGAAAACUCAAGAAAGCCAAAGUCAUCGACUUCAGGGAAACUGCUCCAGGGGCGACGACGUCUGAUAUGUUUCCACCAAACGAAAUUGGAGAAGACAUGUCUGAACGUGGUUUGUGUCCUUUUUUUUGUAGGGUGUAUUGCGAUCAAUAAUCAGGAGAAGAUAAAAGAGGAGAGUUCUUAGUUCUUUUCCCCUCCUUUGCAUCGAUAAUCGUGUUCUUUUCAGAUCAAACCUAUAGGUUCACCAGGACAAAGCAGCGCAUUUGUGAUGGUGCUCACUCUUUUUCCCCUAGACUUUUCCUUUUAUGGGAAGAGGAGUUGACCCUAGAACUCAGACGGAUCUGAUAAGGAAGGUUCAAACUUCUGUACACCGUUGAAUCUGUUAAAAAGUUGAUCUUUUCUGUUCUAACUCGCAGUUAGGUAUUAUUUUCCAUAAAACUUUAACUACGUGGCCUUUUUACAAGCACUACCUUUUUCGGACUUUCGAGGCGUAUUGGUGCACUGAUAUUUUAUGGUAGGAUUGUUUUUUCUGUUGAUAUGAUUAUUUUUCUGUUGGUCUCUGAGUGUGGCGAGGGGAAGUCCAUAUCCUCCAAACGCUCACCCUGGAUAUGCCAGCAGGGAAGGUUUACCCCCCUUCGUUAGCGAGGGUUAUCUUGGAAUUAGACGAUGCCCCGGCCCCUUCAAAAGGGAGGUUAAAAAUGUAGUCUUUUUUAUAGCUGAGUCGAGACCAUGCGUAGGUCUGAUUAUCGGAGGGAGAAAUGUCCACCUACGGGAGCUACGGGAGGUAUUCGUUAAGUAGCGGAGGUUCAACGUAAUUAAAUGAAAAUUAGAAAAGCGCCUAAUGCAAAGGCUAAAUGAAAUCCCGCCCCCGCCCCCCCUCCCCCUCCCCCCUGCCGGACAUAGAGCGGGAGAUAGGGAUUUAACACACAUUUAACGACGGGUUGCGGUGGAUUUAUUAACAAAAUGCCUGUGCGAGCCGGGUAAACAUGAGAGGUGAUUUAACAGCACGCAGACAUUGUCGGAAAAGGAGACAGCGGCGGGAAUUUAACACAAAGGACUAAGCGAAAAACAGUCGGUAUAAAUCAAGUUGACAAUUUGACAAUCAACUUUUUUUCAAUCAAGUAUUCUUCUGUUUUUGCUUUUUGCUUUUUUUUUUUUCACGUAGUUGCAUAACAUACCCAGUAAGUUUCUCGUUGAUCAUACUGUAUUAAAAUCGCUUUUUGAUUGAUAUUAGAGAGUUUUAGAUCCGAGUUUACCGCGAACCUCUAACCGCGGUUUGCCGUUACCCGUUUGCGGUUCAACGUUCAAACAUAAUUCGAUUUAGAUUGGUGGUGGAUUAAAGAAGUGGAUUCUGGUUUAUUUUUCCACUUAGAAAUAGAAGAAAAAUCAGUCAGUGAAAAUAAAAGAAAUUUACGGUAACACUGGGUUAUCUAGCAGCAAAGAGCUGUAAAUUCUUACAUUAGUUCUUCUUGCAAUUUUACGGCCGCCAUUUUGAACCAGCAGCCAUGAAUGGCACUUGUUUUCAAGAUCCAAUAGGAUUUAUCAAAUUUAGCAUUUCGCCCGUAUUUGUGCCUUUGUUAAUGGAUAAAGACUUGCUCCACAAGAUUUUUGUAUCAUUACGUGGGAUAAAACAAGAUUUAUACUCUAAAACGCAUGUCGUAAACCUCAAACGUGACGCGAAAGACUUGUCACGUGACCUCCAGCGGUUAGAGGUUCGCGGUAAACUCGGAUCUAAAACUCUCUAUUAAUGUAAUAUGACUUCUAAGUAGAGAACAAAGUUAGCCUUGUUUUCUGAGUGGUCUAAUGUACGCGCACUUUGAUCCGUUGAAAUGUUGUUACUGGUCAGGAGUGGUUCAUGAGAGGUCAAAUUUCACUGCAGAUGGCGAGUGUACCGUACUUGAAUAUAUAUAGUGGACCUUUGGAACGAGUUGAAUCUGAACUAGGUUGUGUCUAGUAUUUUGUUCGAAAGUACUAAUGACCCUCUGUACAGGACUUUUGACAAACUACUUGACCCGGAGAGCGGGGAAAUUAAGGGCGUUUUAAAACCAGGCCAAUGUUCUCCUGGGGACCGGGCGGCCAGGAUGUCAAUUGACUGUAGCAUAAGACGUUUGAGAUCGUUUGACUGUGCUGGAGCAGCCUGCGCUACUUACAUGUGUUUGUGCAGGAUUUUUUUUUCCUCGGGGCAGGGGUUGGCAGGGGUGCAUGGGUUAAGCGGAGGCGUAAUGAUGGGUUGUAAUGGAGGGGCGAGGAAGAAAGCAGUUUCCGCAAUCUGUUUACUGUCUUCCUGUAAUAAUAAUAAUAAUAAUAAUAAUAAUAAUAAUAAAUAUAAUAAUAAUAAUAACAAUAAUAAUGAUAAUGAUAAUAAUAAUAAUAACAAUCAGUAAAUUUAUCGCUUAUAUUGCGCAAACUUCAUUAUGUGCAUAUGAUCCAAUGCACAUAUUUACAUCCAAAAUCAUAAACAAAAAAUUAUAAAAACAACAUGAUUAAAAUAUACAAAAUAUCUAUUGGACCUAAUAAAAAGCAAGUUUAAAAAUGUGACGUAAGAAAUAUUUAAAAAAUUAUGUAAAUGUAAACUAUGUAAAAAAUUUCACGAUAAAAAUUUACAAAAUAUCUAUAGGACCUAAUAAAAAGCUAGUUUAAAAAAUAUGUCUUAAGCAAUGUCUUAAAAGUAUCAAAAUUUUCCUCUUUACGAAUAUUAACGGGCAAGCUGUUCCACAUUUUUUGUGCAGCAGCCAAGAAGGUAGUCCAUGUACGUUCCGCCUUUCUGCGCAAGCGUUUAGCUUUAUGUAUGUCCUCGUUGUACCAUGGCACACUAAGUCUUGCAACCCGUACGGUCGUUGCGAUGGGGCGAUUACUUUGACGUUCAGUAUUGAAUUUAUUUGUCAAAUGUGUAGUAAAGCCUCGGAAAGGUAGGCGUACCGCAUGAAGUCCAUUUUUGUCCCUGAUGCCCUCCCACUCAAUGCAUUUGAAACCAAGAUGGCUGCACGUUGUAGUAAACACCAAGAGCCAAGAGCCAUAAUGGUCCCAUUAUGGGUCUUGGCACCAGUUAAGGCCCUUUCACUUAAGUGUAAAACAAAACUUUCUUAGCGAGCCCCAUGUUGGAACGAAAUCUGCCACGAUUUAUUUUCUCGCUACCCAUCACAUCCCCGCAUGUCUCGUCAAUCUAAAAAUAAAGAACUAGGUACGAAAUCUGGGGUGUCGUGGAAAGGCCACUCGCGAGCGGCACCCAAGAAGAACUCUGUGAGAUUGGGGUGGCCAGAGCUUGGCGCCUCUCCAUGCACGCUUUGCUCGCCCCUCUACUCACAGGACGCAGGUUGGUACCGUGAAUGAUCGAUUAAACGCCGCGGUGCUUAUACGAGAGCGGUGCUUAUUUCAACUACGUGUAAAAAACUGUGGGGAAUAUAGAGAGAAUUAAGUGGGGCGCGUCGGCGCGUACAAGGUGUGCACAAUUUAUAUAAAAUAUGUACACCUCGAGUUGGUAGAGGUCUUAUUUCUCAAGUGAUAUGGUUUUAAUACCUCUUUAUAUAAAGCGUCGUAACAGAAGGUGGGGCGUUAAUUUGUAAAUACCCAAAUUAGCGCCGAGACGCUUAUUAAAUUAUUUUCGGUAAAGGUGCGGCGCUUAAUCGAUUAUUUACGGUAUUCGAUUUACAACAUUUCUAGGCGGUCUUGCCAUUGCUGUCCCCGGGGAGGUUCACGGUCUUCACAGAGCUUGGAAGGAAUACCAUCAGUUACCUUGGGAGACACUGGUCCAGCCUGCUAUUGAUUUAGCCAGAGAAGGUUUUCCAAUAAGCGCCGCAGUGGCCGAAGCCCUGAGAGAAGAAGAUAUGGUAAUGAAAAUAAAAAACGAUCCUGGGUUAAGGUGAGCUGUUUGAUGGUAGUUAUUUUCGCCUUUUUCUCAUUCUACUCCUUUUACUAUUAUGCUGUCUUUGUUUGAUUCAGCGAACUCCUCCUGGAUAAAAAUGGCAAGCCUUAUAAAGAGGGGACUAUAAUCAAGAACGAAAAGUACGCUAUGACACUGGAAAUAAUUCGAGACGAUCCCGAAUCUUUCUAUAAUGGGCCGCUGGCCAAGAAAAUCUCACAGGAUAUAACAAAACGUAUUCCAGACAAGCAAAGAAAGGGACAGGUAACUGAACAAGAUCUGAGGAAGUACAAGACAGAGAUCAGGGAGCCCCUAGAAAUGGAACUGGCGGGAAUGAAAAUGCACCUCACUCCUCCCCCUACAAGUGGCGCUGUACUAGGUCUCGUCUUAAAUAUACUGAAAGGUAGGUAGGUGUUCUGUUCUCAGUCAUCAUCAUCAUUUAUUUGCCAUAGCAAAAUAUAAAUAAUGCAGUGAAACCUGUGUUAAGGUAUCAUCCACCCUCAAGCACCCUCCCCGCGUUGAUCGGCGCUAGCGCUUUUGCUUUUAAUAAAUACCCCCAUAAACCGUACAUUUUCUGAAAGCUUAAUAGUUCCAGAUUAUUGCUUAUUCCUUUUAAAAAAUCAAAAUAUUAACGCGAUUCAGAAAUGAGAAGCUUUUGUGAAAGUGGGUGUCACUGUAAAUUUAAGUCCAUGCCGGCCAACAAUAAACGGAAGACGCCAAUUAGGUCCAAUUAAGAUCGCAUUCGCUUCUUAACACGUUUGACUAAAAAAACCGUGUCUCAGAUUUUGUCAAGUGGGUUUGUUCUUUUGUUAUAAGCAGUUGAAGUUAGGGAUAGCAAAUCAUUAGCACUACUUGUGAAAAAAUACUCUUACUCGAAAACGAAAAAUCAGGAAAACGGUCGAAGGACGGGCCUCUGAGUUCGACUUCAUCCAACUUCAUUUUUUUCACGGUGACAUACGAGACUCACGGAAAUAUGACACUUUCCGCGGGAAACAAGCCGUUCUAUUUAUAAAUCUACUCGGGAAAGGGUUGACUCAAGAAAUUAAUGGAGAUGGAGGCUCCAUUUGAUGGGCUCCUGGAAAAAUGAAAUCGGCAAAAUUCGCAGAAACGGUUUUUUAGAAAAACUAUCUGACAGUAAGUUGGCCAAAUUUCAGCAAAUUGGUUCACGGGUUGCCGACUUGGAGCUUUAAAAAACGUACUCGCAACUUGCCCUGAUUUUCAUUUCCAGAAAACCACAGGUAGCCCAAGCUCGAAAUAUGAGCAUCGGCGAGCAUCGGCAUUGUUGCGUAACAUUCAAAAUAUAAGGAUUUGUAUGGGAAAAAAACCUAUCGUUUCCGUAACCUACGAAAAUGAAAGGAUUUCAAUAAAAAACAGCUUACCUUACUUAAAAUGUGUGUUACGUCUCUCCUGUGUGGUCCACGGGCCGACUUAUGGCCGUUUUAUGGUGUUUUGCGUUCGAGGUACGUGAACGCAACCCGUAAUUUGUAUUGGGUGUUCUGUGCAUUAUUGGGUAUCCUGUGCAAUUAAUAAGGGCGUUUUUUUCGAGAUUGCAUUUUGGUUCGUCGUCGACACACAUUUGCCUCGCUUUGAGGCGCUUGCUUAAGUUUUGCCUCACUUUGACGCGCUAACUCAUGUGGUGAUUCUUGUGUCCUCGGCGUUCAUCUUUCAAAGGUUUGCUAAGAUCUGAUAUUCUUCGUAAAGCGUUCAUCUUUUAAAAAGUUUGCUGAAUCUUCGUAAAGCGUACAUCGAUCUGUGAUUGCUGAAUCGUCAAAAGCGUUCAUCUUUCAGGAGUUUGCUGUUAAAUUUUACUUUGGAUUAAGCCUCCAUAUUUUCAGCAUGGUUUGUCACCGUCUUUGGAAAAUGUCUGCGACUACUGGUGCAUGCAUCAAACCGGGUUUAGUUCGGCGGCCGUUAUGCCAUAAAGUAAAUUUACCGAGUUGUGUAGCUCGGCGGCCGUUUCGUCACAAAGUAAAUUUACGAUUUGUGUAGCUCGGCAGCCCUUGUGCCACAAAGUAAAUCUACCGAGAUGUGAAGCUCGGCGGCGCCAUUUGACGAUGACUUGUGAUAUUUUCGGCACCGGACAAACGAACACUUUAACUCUAUGUUAUUUAUUAGGAAAACCUUAUAAAUCAGCCCACAGUAGCGCCACUCUCGAGUCACUGAAAUCAACACGCUCGACCAAAUUACUGGAAAAGUUAUUGACGUGAGCCGCACACACGUUCCAUUGAAGGCUUUGAUAGGGUUAGUGCGAAGGUUAAAUUCAGAUGUGAAAGCUUUUAAACCAGUAAAUUCAAUGUAAUUCAUUUUAUCAACAAGUUGAUGAUUGCAUGCUCUUAAAAAUAACAGAGAAAAUUAUCCGAAGAAAUGUUUUGGAAGAAAGAAAAAGAAUCCCUGGUUGAGCACUAAUCGGCCUUUGAGCAAUUGCGCCCUGUAACUCGCGCCAGUAAAACAAACUGUUCUAUCUACAAUGUCUCCGCCUGGUCUCCUCCGAUUACAAGCACUUGACACCGAACCAUACGAUAUCUUUUCAAAACCUUCUAAUAAUGAUACACAGUUUAAAAAGAGGUUUCGCUGUACGCAACCCUUAAGUUCAAAAUAUGUCAUAAUCAUAUUUAUUUAUAUCGCAACCACCCUUCCCCCUUAACUGCCACCUGUACGCCUAACAAACAUAUCGAACGCACUCUCCUAAGCUCCAAUUACUCCUAGUUAUGUAAACAGUUUUCUCUAUAUAAAGGUUAACCGUUAUAUAGAGAGGAAUUGAAAUCCUUUCAUUUUCCUAGGUUACGGAAACGAUAGGUUUUUUUCCCAUACAAAUCCUUAUGUUUUGAAUGUUACGCAACAAUGCCGAUGCUCGCCGAUGCUCAUAUUUCGAGCUUGGGCUACCUGUGAGAAAACAGGGGAAAAAGAUUUUUGGCGGCGUAUUACCCGUGUCGAGAUUAUAACAGAUUAUAACACCAAAGCUGUCAAUGUUUAUGCAUACCAGAAAAGGGACAACAAUAGUGACACAGCAAGAAAAGGUUACAAACGAAACCCGACAACAGAUGAACAAUUUAUAAUUAUUUCAAAGCCCGGGGAGGGCACUUGGGUAUUUUUUGGGUGGGUAUGUGCCGCCCGGGACUCCAAAUUGGCACCCCGUUCUAAAAAAAAAUUCCCCUGAAAUUGAUACCCCGUUCUAGAAAUGGGCCAAUUUUUUAUACCCCGUUCAAGAAUUCGCCCUAAAACUAAAACCCCGUUCUAGAAAUGGGCCCAGUUUUUAUAUUGCGUUCUAGAAAGUUUGUAAAUUGAAAUAGUCCUGUUUUUUUAAAAAGCUAUUUCUUUAUUUGUUCGACUUAUACAUCAAAUAAAUACUUCUUCAUAAUCAGCAACAAUUUUAAGAAGAGAAUAAAGCCGUGAUCCACAAUUUUUUAUACCCCGUUCUAGAAAACGCCUCUGAAAUGGAUACCCCGUUCUAAAACAGGAGCUUCAAAAUCACGACCCCGUUGGGCGGCACAUACCCGUAUAGGUAAUGUAUGGGAGUACCCCCCCGGGUUUCAAAGGCUCUGCUCUGUUCGAUCCUUCUGUUGUCGAGAAAGCAUCUUUAGUUGUUUGGGACGGGCAGAUACUGAUACAUUUUCUAAAAGUUCGACACUUCCCUGGAAAAAUCGAUAACAAACCGCUUCCUGGAGUUUUCCUUGAAGCUGCUCUCCCGCAAUAGACUUUCAAAAACGUCCUUCGUCCGAUUUUUAUAUGGUGCGGGACCUGUCGCGAAUUUGUCACUCGCUUGGCUGCUGCGCGGCCUAAAAAGCUCGCUCCGCUCGCUAAGGAACUCGUGAAACUCGAUUUCGCGGUGGUUUCAAUGGGUUUUUCAGAAGCUUUGUCAUCUUUUAGCCAUUUUUCUUGAUUGUAGUAGGAGCCCUUGUCGCUCUCUGCUAAUUUCGAAGCCUACACUUUCCAAAACGAUUUUGUCGUCUUCUUUCGUGUUGGAGUCGAGGACGAAAACGGACAAGCUCUUUUUUCUUCUUUGGAGGCAUCCACUUCCAAAAUCCAGGAAAAAACAGUGAGCACUUUAAUUGAUCACUAUACUUGUAGACCACGAUUUCUAGACUACGAGUAGUCGCCCAUUUUUCCUCAGGGACAGUAGAGCGAGGGAAACGCGAGCGCGCGUGAAAAUCACCCCACGCGAGAAAAGUAGACACGCGGCGGGGAGAGAGAAAAAUGUGCCGCCUUUUCUCGCGUGGGGUGAUUUUCACGCGCGCUCGCGUUUCGCUCGUUCUACUAUCCUGAGGAAAAAUGGGGGACUACUCGUAAUCUAACGAUUUCUGUCAAAUUGCGUGAUUAGCUUGGUUCAACAGCGGCAUGCGUAUCAAGUAUGACAGGACUUGUUAACGAUCAAUUAAAAUAAUUAGCGUAGAAAAAACUUUUGUGCUCCAUAAGUCUGCACAGAAAAAACAUUUUUUCCUGGAUUUUUUUUUAAAAGAAAGCUCUUGAUGAGCUCUACUUAAUCAUCUAAACAUUUAAAAUUUCGAAAAAUGAUGAUUUUUUUUACGCGGGAUGAUACCUAAAACGGACCCAUGAUAAGCGAUCAGAUAUACUGACGUAAUUCCCUUUUAAAUACUUAUCUGUUAAAAUGAAUAAUUAUGAAAAAGGAAUUCCUCUGUCAAUUUGUACAGCAUAGAAGAAAUAGAAUUUUCAUUCACCAGCAGGUUUAAAAGAGCGCUGGUGCGGAGCUCCCUGAAUGUACCAUCAGCUACACUUAUUUAAAGAUCUUUAAAAAUUAUAGGUUACGACUUGACUUCAUCAGCUCGUGAUGGUACGAAAGCCUCCGUGUUGACAUAUCACCGGAUCAUUGAAGCUUUUAAGUUUGCUUACGCAUGGCGAGGUCAACUUGGAGAUCCCGAUCCCAGGUUUAAUAAGAAUAAGAAGAUAAACCAAGUAAGCGAAAGAUACUUCUUUCUAACCCUCCUCCCAGUUGCACCUUCAGCGGGGGAGAAUAUGGAAUCUUACUGUUCUCUUUAGAAUAUGCAGCUUUGAAACUUUCUUUUUUUGUAUUUAGCAAUAAAUCUAGUUGCAGAUUUCGUCAAUUUGAAAAGCCCCUUAUUUAAUAAGGUAUUCCGUGUCUAAAAGACAAAGGGCAAAGUAAGUUUCAUAGUUUUUGUAAACUACCGGAUAAACAGCUAUAACCGUUGGAUAAAAAGAGAAAAAAAGAAUCUAAUGGAUACAUUUAAUCUCAGGGGGGUUCGGAUCCCUCGAACUCAUCUCCUUCAUGAUUCGCCAGAAUAUACGUACUCUUUCUUUCUAUGGCCAUUCCUUCUCUCCCCCUCCGUCCUUAGUGUACAAUAACACAAAAUAUGAAGCAACUCGAAGCAUUGCGAAGUUGCAUAACAGGCUCUGGAAUUUUCAGCGCCGAAAUCUUGUUGACGUCUUUCCUCUGCACAUUGAGCAAAAUAUGACCGAUAGAACAACAACUGGGCGGCAAGCAACAUAAACUAAUUAAUUACUACGCGUGGGUCCAUUUUAAACCCAUCUUCUGCCUUUGACAGGCGUUGUCCCUCCCACCUGCUACAGAAGCCAAUCUGAUAUAUACAAAGUUGUUAACUCUAGAAAUUUUCCGUGCCGAAUAUGUCUACAUUUUUCUUUUCAGAUUGCGCAAAAGAUGAUACAACAACAGUUUGGUGACGACUUGCGAAGAAAAAUAAAAGAUAACGGGACAUACAAAGAUGUGUCUUUCUACGCGCCCUCAUAUUCUGAUGCUGAUUAUGGCACCACACACCUGGCGGUUUUAGCAAAAAACGGUGACGCAGUUUCAGUGACAUCCACUAUAAAUUACAGGUUUGUUUAGUAAAAGACAAUGGGUCUGGAGAAAACGCUUAUCCUAAAUCAGGAGCCGCCUAAAUUUCGUAUUUACUCGAGGUGACGCCUUUUUUCCAUACUCACUGAGAGGUUUCAAGAGGAUGGGUUCGGAUGUGAUUGAUUGCUGAUUGGCAUUUCUCGCUAGAUAUUUAGAACAGGAUGAAGUUUUCUCUAGACGUAAAUCUUAAAGUCUACCGGUGCCUUUGGGAAUAUUCAUGGUCACAGAACCUGUCACGUGGUCAAAAAUUCAAAAUGAAUAAUAACAGGAGCCGAUUACGGCUCCUGAUAAUAAGAGACGUAAUUAUUCAUAAAAAUAUUUCUUCGUUUAUGAUUGGCUCAAAUCCCCCAGCUAACUCUUCAUAACCAGCUAGCAUUGACCAAAUCCAGAAAAGGUUUGUGAUAUCUGUAAAAUUACCUCAAUAACUGGACAGGGUAUCGAGGGAAAGAGGGACUGGACUGUAACCGAGAAGACCUGAGACGAGGCUUCUAAGCUCAGAUGUUUUGGUAGAGCUGGAGAAAAGGGCACCAGAAAUUCCACACGUUUUGUGGACAGCAGCAAAAAUUCAAAUCGACGGAUGACAAUUGCUAUUAAAUUUCGUGUACCUUUCAGACAGGGACAAAGAGACUAUAACAAUAUAAAUUAUCGUCUGCCAGAGCUCUGAGAGCUGGUUUGCACGUGACGUCACGGCGGCCAUGUUGGAGGUUAAGAACAAAAGCAUUUCUCUCCUCCGGGAACUAAACCCCAUUUUCAUGCAAAUUCUUCGAGGAAAAAUUCUAUUGUAUUGAUCCCCCAACAUGGCCGCCUUUUGACGAGGUUGCAAACUAAGAAUUAGUACAUCUAGACAUCACCAUUGUCGCUCUUGUUUACGAACAUGAUUUCUGAUCUUGACAGAUUUGGAUGCCUAUAUCGAUCCACCCUCACUGGGAUUAUCUACAAUAAUCAAAUGGCAGAUUUUGAUAUUCCUAAAAGAAAAAAAGGUGGCGUUAAAUCAUCUGAGGUUAAUAGUCCAGAAGCAUACAAGCGGCCUUUCUCGUCCAUGUCCCCUGCCAUUUUGACGAAUGAUAGUGGUGACGUACAGCUUAUAAUUGGUGCGUCUGGAGGCAAAAGAAUUGCCACAGCUGUCUCUCUGGUAUGACAUAACCUUAUGAAUUUCAGUUAAACUUCAAUUAAGCGGCCACCCUCGGGGUAUCAGCAAGUCGCCACUUUUGAUGGAGAUUGGCCGCUCAAUAGAGGUUUGUCAUAAAUUAGCAUAAUCUUUAGCUGAAUCAUCACGCGACGGGAGCGACAUUUAUAUUGGUCCAGAAUGAGUCGUCACCUUCAUUUUUAUCUCGGACAUGAUUUUCCUUUAUCACAUUGUGAAGAUAACACCAAACUAAGUGUGUUAAGCACUUGGUGACCGAUCAAUGCAUUAUGGAGGUGACAACAAUACAAUGAACAAGAAGAGAACGCUCCUCCGGAUGGCCAAAGGUGACUAAUCUGCUACACAGCCGUUUUUAGUGUCAUCACGCAACCCUCCGCCCCAAACCGCUUAACAGUGGUUCAUUUACAGUUAUUUUCUAAAACUAUUUCGGGCCUUUGAUUACUGACCGCUUAACAGUGGUUGGACGCUUAAUGGAGGUUCAACUGUGCUAGAAAUGUUGUAAGAGAAAUAAAAUGCAUUAUUCUGCGAUGCGAGCGAGCAAACACUCAGUGUUUGUUUUCCCGCCAUCUUUUUCCCGCCCUUGAUAUAGAAAACAGGAUGGAAUUGGGAGAGAGCAGAAAUGCUUACGGGUAGUUUAGCUACAAAGUCAUCUUGCCACAAGUUGCGAUAGUUUCGCUGCAUAUCGAAGUCGUUUCGCAUAACUUUGGAAAACAUACAAUAAUCUGUGGUUUUAGCAAUCGACGUGAAGUAAGAGCCACAUAAUUAAGCCUUAAAGUGACACAGUCAGCUUUGGGACCGCGCUGACCUGAACACUACUUUUGCCGGUUUGAAAAGGGUUUACCUCAAUCCGAAAUCAAAUCUAUGCGUCGAAUACAUCUAGAAAUCCGCCUAGUGUUUCAUUCGAUGUUCGAUCUUUUACGAAAGUGCAAAGCUUUUUUUUGUGCCAACUUUUACUCAUCCUCCUACUACAUUACUUUAUCAUAUUUGGUUAAAAACAGUCUCCAAUUGAACAUGAAAAGAAGAGGUGAGAAACCAGAGGGCGCCGAGAGGGAGAAUUCGCUUUGUUAACCAAAUAACAAGAGAAAUGAAUCAAUAACAUUGCAGAGCGAAUAAUCGUUACAGGUAAUUGGAAAAUCGAUGUAGACAGGUCACAUAUAUUUGGAAAAUUGAGCUUUCUUGACGUUGAACCUUCGACGAUGAUUCAGACUUCGUGUCAUUUCUCACCUUAGCUGAUUCUUCGAAUCAGGACGUACUCGUCGAUGUUUGGCUUUCCCUGGACAAAUCAAUCGGUGAAUUGUCAAUGGUAUAUAAAAAAUGAGUGCUUUGAUAUGGCUUAGGGUCUAUAAUCACGAUUUUGACGUCGACUUGCAAUUUGUUCAACUCCACAACAUUACUUCCUCAUGCUUAUAUCCUGGGCUCCAUAAUUUAUUCAAACAGGACAGUGACCAACACGAAAGUCACGAAAGCUUCGGCUACUUUGGUCACUGUGCACAUAUCAACCAACUUGUACAUCAUAUUUACUUUCCAUUAGUUACGAAUUUAUUUCUUCUGUAAUCUGUCGUAUUCUGUAUAAAUUGGGAUAGUGCGCAAUAAGCCUUUUUUUUGGUUUUAAACCUGUUGCCAGGUGUUUUUUACUGUUAUUAUUAUAUUUUUUUUUUAGCAGUUACAAAAAAAAAAUUAAAUUAAAUAAAACGAAAUAGAGAAAAAAUGGAGAAAAAAUACAAUAAAUAAAAGAAAGAGAAAAAAACUAGGCAUAAAGCCGAGGAAAUGAAGCAUUAAUGCUACUACUAUCACUACAUCAUUACUACGCUAAACAAAAACACAACGCACAACACACCUACAUCGCUAUACACUAACACUAAAUACUAAGCACGAGACACUAGGCAAGCGCCACCUGAGCGAAGAAACAAUUGAAAUAAGAAAAAGCUUCAUUACUGGAAGUUGUUGUGAAACAAUAGCUGCGCAUGUAAACACAAAAAUACUUUCAAACACAAUUUAGAACAAUAAAAUAUAAAAAUUGCGAACGUAGCCAGAAAGAACUGUUUAAACUACGCGAGAAUGUGUCGAUGCUCUUUUCCUAAUCCUUGUUUUUAAGCGGAAAGGAAGUGAGCUCCCCUUCAAAAAAAACGAUGCAAUAAAUUUGAAAUUGGUAAUUAAAUCCUGGAAAAGCUAGUUUAUAAUAAAAGCGGUGAAAGAAAUAUAUAGAAUUGAGAAAAAGGCAUGUAUAAUAAACAAAGAAUAACAAACGUCCAAACAGAAUUACGUGUACUAAAGUCCAUCGAUCAGCAACUUGUAAGGCUCAGAUCUGCUAAAAGCAGCCCUCUUUCCUUGCUUCCUGUCUUCCAACAUCUUGGGGAUUAGCUUCUUUCUCAUUUCCACGACUUGUUUCGGCAGAUCAGGUCCUAUUACAAAACCAGAUUCAUCUUCAAGGCACGAGCGGCGAGAGAACACUUCUUCGCGGGCAGGGUAUCUGAGGAAGCGUGCUAUGAUCCGGCUCUCGGUUCCCGAGGAUUACGCUUUUCUUUUCCUACUCGGUGGACUCGUUGGAAUUCGAUCCUGCGAGCAUCUUCGAUUCCCAAUUCCGUUUCACGGAAAUUAUACAAGGUUUCCUUAGUGUUCUCGUCCUUGCCUUCCUCGCACGCGGAUUCCGUAAAAGCGCAAAUUUUCCCGGCAUACUUCAAAAUUCAAAAGUUGCAGUUCGUUCCAGUUUGCGAUGAUCUUCCUCGGUUUUUUUCCUAAAAACUUCCAAGCUUGACUUUUCUUCUUCGACGUCCUUGUUCAGGCUACUUACACUAUUCUUCAGUUCAUUCAUCUCUCUGGAAGCAAUUUUUAAAUCAUUCUUGAUCAGUGCAACCUUAUUUUCCGAGGCACUUAUGGUAGCAUUUAUUUCAUCGACGGAAUUUUGGAGUAAUUUAAUUUGCAAAGUAAUGGCAUCCAGUUGGGUUAAGUUAGCCAAUAGUUCGUCAGCUUUGGAGGUGAAGAUUGGUGCCAUGUGUAGUGCUCUUAAGACAAUGUCGCUUUGCUCGGCUUCGGCGUCCUCCGGGAUCGUCAGGAUAUCCAAGUCUUCAAGUUCUUGCUCUUCUCUCCUAUGUUUAAAUUCAGGCGAGUUACUGCUACUAUCACUGCUGCUGUUUCUGCUCUUUCGCUUGAUUAAAGACAGCAAUUCCAUAUGAUAAAAAACAGAAAAAAAAAAACAGAAAAAAAGCGAAGUUUCCUCGGGAGCUCACGCAUCUACAUCCUUACACGUCCGAUCCAUGCUCGACACCAGUCCCUAGUGCGCAACAAACUUGACUUGACUUGUUCGACCGUAUUCCGAAUACGCUUCUCACUUUUUGUGAGUCAGCUAAGAAAUGGUAUAUAAUGCGCAUGUGCAUCAGCUGACUGUGUACCUUUAUGUACGAGCAGGAGCCCUUACGAGCCAUGACUUGUAUCAAAAUUGGUGGCUCUGAAAAGAGCUGUUGGUUCAGUUGUUAUACCUUUUGUGUGCGGACAUCGAAUUUCUCACGUCCAAGAGUAGAGAAUUUCCUAAAUGUGUGUGAUGGGGAGCUUCAUUUUGUAAUUCCAUAGAGAUAUCGGACCUAAUUAGUCUUCUACUUUCGCUGUAGUCUCCAUUUCUGUAUUCUUCCCUUCUUGUCUAUACUCGUCAGUUCAUUACUCGCUGAAACUAGCCUGAUCUGUAGGCGGGAAUGUUAACAAAAACAACCAAAAAAGGAAAACUUUAUUUCUCCACGGUGGAAGAAUCAACAGGCAAGGGAAAAUAAUCACAAAUAAUAUACUAGGUCUGAUUAAAGCUAAAAAUAAUUUUAUAGUAACAAUAAUAAGAAUAUAAUAUUAAUAAUAAAAAUAUAAGGUACCUUUUUUCAUGAAUGCCUACAAAAUGGUUAUCGUCCGUGUUUUUAAAGGAAAUCACUACAGCCGGAUUUAAAUUAAAGAGGAAAGCAGGGAAACUAUUCCACGGCACCAGACCUCUGUAACUAAAACUACUUUUGGCAUUUUGGCAUAAUUGAUAAAUGUCAUUGGAAAAGUUAGCUUUCCUUCGGAACCCUAUGAGAUUCAUAACUAGAGUAUUUCAUUACGAUGAAAAAAAAAAGAAUGCAAAUAUUGCAGGGCGAGACCAUUCAAAGACUUGUAGACCAUAGCCGCAGUUUAAAUUUUCCUUUGAGUUGGCUUCAUGGUGGAUUGAUUUAAGAGUAGGUAGAACGGACAGUGGACUCAACAAGCGUUUCAGUUAUUACUAUAAACACAAUCUAUUUCAUGAUGCAUGUAGUGAAACGAAAUAUGUUUUGCAGCGAAUCGACUUCAUGAAGUGGAGGCAGCGAGGCCUAGCGGUUAGAGCGCUGGACUUGUAAUCCGGAAGCUCCGAGUUCAAGUCCCGCCCUAACCGUUAUUAAUAGGGAACUUAACCACCAGACGUUCUUGGCACCACGGACGCCAACCGGAAGUAUUUUUGCAGCAUGACGGCCACUGCACAUGAAAAGACGUUCUUGAGCUGCGGUCAUGGACUUCAAAAACGCGAGUUCUCAGGUUGAAACCAGCGGUUCAAAUUCGGGGUUCUUUGAAGAGUAUUCGUCCUACAAAAGUAGAAAUUCUUCGUCUGAAAUCAUCUUUGAAAGACCUUUUCAACUGAAUUAUUCUGUUGCCGUUCUUGAUGGUUUCACGUUGUUUUGCGUAAUGAUUUGCAUUUGGCGCGCAAACGGCGUCCCCGAUCCAGUUCUGCGCGGCCAGGCAUGCAUGCCGUUCGUGAAUCAAGCACGUCUGGUGCUUUAAAGUUCCGUAAUAUUAUUAUAAACGACCAGACUCUUCAGAAAUAGCAGUCAAAGGGUUGGGCAUGCAUUGGGGUGAAAUAAAGAUCCCAUGAUUCCCAUCCCCGCCUUCUUUGACUUGUCACAACUUCAGGGGCAUUUGUUAGUAGGCUAUUGAAAUUAAACAACUCACUAUUUAUUUGUUUUGUCUUCAACUUGGGCCCAACUCAACAAAAUGAAGCGUUUUUUGCAUUACCCCAAAUACCCGAAGUAUCCCACCUAGUUUUCAUCACUUACAAUUUAUAGUGAUUUUUCACGUAAAUCAAAACACGUUGAAUGAACUUCAUUAACUGUAUCAACUGCAUGCUUACCUUAUAAUCGUCGGAGGUCGCCAGUCUGUUAGAAAUUAACAUAGUUGAUAAGAGGGUAGGAGCCUUUUAGUCGGGUACACAGAGAACCAAAAUGUGUCACCCACGAGCAUUCUGUGCGUUCUCGCCUGCCUUCCCUGCCCCCUUCCUUAUUUGCCCUCUGUGAAGUCUGUGACUCUGAUCGUAGAUUGUUGUUUGAUGGAUUUUUACUGUCAUUCAUAGGUGUUGAUGAACAAGGUUUGGUUUGGAAAGUCCUUGUCGGACGCGGUUGAUGAUCCUCGAGUUCACCAAAACCUUGUACCAGAAAUGAACGUCGAAGUUGAAAAGAAGAAAAAGUAUCGUCUUCGUAAGAAUAUACAAGAUGGCUUAAGAGCGUUCGGACACAAAGUAGUGGUGGCAAGUGACAGUGAUUUCGCUGUGGUACAAGCCGUGUAUCGAAAAACUGGAGAGGGCAUUUAUGCAAAGUCUGACCCAAGAAAAUAUGGAGCUCCCGCGGGAGCCUAACAUGUUUGUCCCAAAGUUAACGGUACUGUUACCGUAAAACUUCAGGUUAUAACUUCAGGCUAUAACGCUGGAUUCAAUAAUAGUUUUAUUAUUCAUUCCAAAUAUUUCUAAGUUCUUUACAAGCUUGCCUCCUUGUAGACUUUCUCCUAAACAGGUUAGCCUAUUUCUUGACACAGUUCCACGCUAUAGAGUGUUUUCACAUGACGUCACGGCGGCCAUCUUGGUGUCCCAAAACAAUGAAACGGCGGCCAUGUUGGUGUCCCAAACCAGUCCUGUGGGAGUGGAACUCUUUUCUUAUGCAAACGCUUUCUUUUGUUCCGAUAGAUGCUGACCACGUGAGUGCAAACACUCUAUAGAUCGCUAGAUGUCUUUUCUUGGAUACUCCUAAAAACGUAGAUAGCAUCCAUCGAGCAAAAUGUUUUCUGCUUUCUUGCAUUUCUUCCGUUAGUUUUUGGUGAGAAAUUCAGCCAUUUCGUAUUCGGAAAGCCGUGAACGCUAUUUUUUAGUUAAUUUGUGCCAUGAAAACAGUUUGGCGGCCGUGCCUGGAAGCGAGGUUGAUCGAUGGUCUAUUGCCUAUGUAACUCAGUUUGCAACAAAUACACCAUUGAUCAGCCUCGUUUACACCAUCGAAUCGAUGGUUUUUUGCUCGCAUCUUCCAAAUUUGGUCAGCGCUGGUUGGUUAUGAAGAAUUAGUCAGGGGAUUAGAGCCAAUCAGAACGGCGAAAUAUUUUGAUUUUAAAAUACAAUCAACAAUAUUAACUUCGCCGUCUGCGUAUAUUUGAUCAACUCAAGGUAUUUCAAAAUUUUUUGUUAUUCCCCUCUAAGCCAACUCGGAUAUUAACACCCACCU